This is a messenger RNA of Thrips palmi, 6185 nucleotides long. RefSeq lists its product as uncharacterized. Gene Ontology annotation, molecular function: ATP binding; protein kinase activity. The transcript is spliced from 16 exons. The record is from RefSeq and is a predicted model, not a curated record. Gene Ontology annotation, biological process: protein phosphorylation. Bases 235 to 4293 code for a protein of 1352 amino acids. Lineage: Eukaryota; Metazoa; Arthropoda; Insecta; Thysanoptera; Thripidae.
GUUUGGUUCAUUCUCUGCCCAGCUACUGUCUGACACGACAAGGCGACAAGGGGGAGGCAGCCAUUUUCCUUGGUGAAAUUUCUCACGCCUCUAUUUAUGUGUCGAUUUAUUAUGGCCCAAGAACAAUGUGAAGCAUUGUUCUUACCUGUAACUAACGUUUGAGAGAAGUCGACGCUACUCCGAUGCAUCUUUCCUUACUGUCAGUUCGCUAAAAAGUCAUCAACUCCUGUCAAAAUGAAGAAACUAUUUUCAAGAAUUGAAACCAAAAUUGACACGACUUCUAAAGAGCCCAGCAAUUAUGUUGGGAAAGUUUUCACUGUCGGUAGGCAGACUGUUACUGUAGAAGAAGUGAUAGCAGAAGGUGGUUUUGCUGUAGUUUUCCUUGUGAAAGGAAAUAAUAGCAAGCGAUAUGCUCUCAAACGCAUGUAUGUCAACAAUGAUUUUGAUCUCAAUGUUGCAAAAAGAGAGAUUCAAAUUGCUAGUAACCUCAGUGGUCAUAAAAACAUAAUAGGAUAUGUUGAUGCCAGCAUUACACCAACCAGCAAUGGUGUCUAUGAAGUCUUACUGUUGAUGUCCCACUGCAAGGCAGAUGUCUUGCAGAUGAUGAAUGCAAGGUUACAAUCGGGUUUUACUGAAGCCGAGGUUCUUCAGAUAUUUUGUGAUAUGGUAGAAGCUGUUUCAAGGCUUCACCACUGCCAAACUCCAAUAUCUCACAGAGAUUUGAAGGUGGAAAACAUCUUGGUGAACGAACAUGGACACUAUGUCUUAUGUGAUUUUGGUUCUGCAACAGCCAAAGUGCUAAAUCCUGAAACUCAGGGUGUGCCAGCUGUUCAAGAGGAGUUGCACAAAUACACAACACUUUCCUAUAGAGCGCCUGAAAUGGUAGAUUUAUAUAGUGGUCAAUCUAUAGGAACUAAAGCUGACAUUUGGGCUUUGGGCUGUUUGUUGUAUAAAUUAUGCUAUUUCUCACUACCUUUUGGUGAAAGCACACUUGCCAUACAAAGUGGAAAUUUCUCUAUCCCAGACAACUCGAGGUAUUCUAGGGGUAUGCAUAGUCUUAUCCGGUACAUGCUUGAGCCAGACCAAGAUAAGAGACCAGAUAUUUUUCAAGUAGCCACAAUAGCUUUUACCUUAGCUGGCAAAGAUUGUCCAGUUCCAAAUUUACAUAAAGUCCCUGUGCCUUCUUUGGACCAAUUGCCUCUGGCCCAGAUGGAAAGUGAGAUUAAAAAGGUUCCAGUCAAGGUUUCAAAACAAGCUGCUGUUCCAGUGGUGGAAGGGACAAGUGUUGCUCCAAGGCAGAGGCCAAAGGGAGGCCCCACUAAAGCUGGCGUUCUCUCAAUUCCCAUCCGAUCUUCACCUACGCCAACCUCUUCCAAACGCCCCGCUGCUCCCUCUCCUUCUCCCGCCACUGGUGAUCACUCUGCUGCCGCAUUUUUAAGUCCGUUGCCACCUCCUCCAUUGUCAUCUAAUCGAGAGAUGCAUGUUGGGAAAACACCAGAACCUAGUCCCCAUCUACCCUUACCUGCCCAGGUAUUUUUCCCACCAACAUCCCCUGGCCACUCAGCAGCAGUUGAGAACCCUGGUACUGCCUCUAUCCCUGCAACAACACCGACAUCUCAAUCCACUCCCUGCCCCAACCUUGUUGGUGCUUUGCCUGCUUCUAAAUCAAGCAGCAAAGAGUUCGUAGGACCAGAAGAAGUGCUUUUUCCACCUUCUGGAUACCCUGACCCGUUUCACGAAGGUGAUGGUGGUGCGGCUGCAUUUCCAGGAGUUCCUGGUGGCCUUGCCCCUCCGUCAGGAGUUAAACUUGAAGCUUCGGCAUCACAAAGUAUUGAAAUGCCAAGUCCUCCUGGAUCUCCUUCAUCUGGAAAUGCUCGAUCUCAUAGGAGAAAUGUCAGUGAUACUUCGGCCUUUAACAAAGUUUUUGUUGAUGACACUAGUCAAUUUUUGGCGCCAUACAAGCAUACUCAGUCCCGAGGUGAAUCUAACUCGCCUGAAAAUGCAGACACAUUUAUACUUCCUGGUUCCCAGGGAGCAACAAUCAAUUGUAAUGCUGAACAGAAGCCACCAGGUGUAUCUGCCUCUCAUAACGAACUUUCAAAGAUGUCAAAUGCACCAGGAAAUAGCAGAGUUGGCCAUUCCUUAUCAGAGGAAAUUGCUGACUGGAAUCCAUUCCAUGAGCCUUCUAAACCGGAGCAUUUAUCAGAAGAUCAAUUCUUUGGUGCUGAAUUUGACAAAAUUCGCAGGGGAUCUCAAAGCAGUAUCUCAAAUGUGAAGAGCCGUGAAAGCCUAGUGAUGACAUACUCAGACAGUGCAGAGGAUCCUUUUAGUUCAGCUCCAUUUAGUUUGCCAAACUCAAGACAAAACAGCUGCAAGGAGAAGAGCUCAUCAAAGAAGUCAUCAAGCGGAGAGUCGCGCACCAGCAGGAAAGAAUGGAAGGAAAUUACAAUAGAUGGAGUUUGUUCUGAAAAACCUGAUGCUGCCAGUAACUUGCACCUUUCACCUCCAUUUGUUCGUGCACCUGCUGAAGAUCGUUCAAAGUAUGAAAAACUUACUUACGAUAAUGCAGACAAUUCCUCCGAUGAAAGUGAACACUCUGGUGUGAUCCAUGAAAGACACGAUAAAUCAAGAAAGCGGGUGGAACGCCGACAAUCCUUAUCAAGUAACAGCAGCCAUAAGAAGACUUCAACCCACUUGCAAGCUCGAGUUACCAAGGUGGAACGUCAGAUCUGUAAUACAAAUGCCUAUCUCUCUGAUGACUCCAUUGGGUCUGCAAGUGAUCUACGUGUUAAACUAAAUGAUGAAGAAAAAGAGGAAUAUGAAUCGGAAGGAGAAUCUGAUGAGAGGACCAUGGGCAAGAAAACUACCUCAUCUCGUUUGUCUCAUCGAUGCAGCUUUAACGAGUUGGAGAGUAUUAAUACUUGUGGUUCAUCUGCUUAUCAUGCUGAGUGUGACAGUGCUACUACUCAUGAUGAAAACUGCUCAGCAUCUUCUCAGAGUCGAAGGAAAAGAGAGAGAAACAAACACAGUUCUGUCACAAACAUUGAAGCUGAGAGUGAUCUUCUAUUUGUUGGCCAUCAAUAUGGAGAAAAGCCGCUUUUAGCUGAUGAUGAAUUGGAUUCCGAAGAAGGUGGAUACUCAAGCGGCAACAUAUCUCCAAGGCUUGAAUCACCAAAUGCUUCAUCAAAAAAAUGCUGGGAUGACCAAGCAGCUGUGGAUGUCUUUGCUCUUGCUCCAUUUCCCUCCAUGAUUUCUCGAGAAGCCCAGCCAUCUAAGUUAAAGGAGCCUGUGGAUGAUUUAAUUGUUACGGAGGGAUCUUUGGUUGAUUUACGUGACUCUUCAAAGAAGUUACAAUUACAAGUUGAACAUGUUGUUAGCAAUCCUCUCAGCCCUUUGAGAGGAAGCACUCCUAUUCAUGUCAGACCGGAGCAAAAAGGAACUGAAAAGACAGAGGAUCUUUUUGGGUCACUGCCCUUUGGAAGCUCAACAGUAGUGGAGAAUCCAUUCAAGGAACCCAUAUCUCGGAGUAGACCAAACUGUGUCUCUUUGUCAAGUAGUCAAAAACCGAUCUCAGAGCACUCCCCCACUGUUCAACCUUUACCUGAUUUAAGUGGUCGAAAACUUCCAGAACUCAGAUCAUUAGAUUCUGAGCUGCGAGGUGCUUCAUCGCAAGCAAGUGCCAGUGCCUUCUAUAGUCAGUAUUGCUCCUUUCCUGCUCCCUCGUACACGGCUCCGAGCAUGAGCAAAAUGGAGGGUAAACCAGAAAGAGCAGAUUUAUUUGGAUCUACACCAUUUACAUGUGAAGUUAAAAUGCCUUCUCAAUCAAGUUGUCCCAGCUCGUUGAACCUUAGUCAAAAUUCUCAAGAGCUGAAGCAACCCUGGCAUGCUACCUCUUCAAACUCCCUGUAUCAAACCGUCUCAGUAUUACCAAGUCAUCCUGAAGCAAAUUCUGAAACUUCAGCUGCAUUGAAAAAGGAGUGGUAUGAUAAAGAUGGAAAGUAUCAUUUAAUAGAUGGCACUAGGGCACCUGGGAAAGCUAAUAUUCUGCCUGUCAAACAUGUUCUUAAAACAAAGAUAGCUACUCCAUCUUCAAGUAAAAAGACAAAGUCUAGCAAAAAGUCUGAGAAAGUUGGAGGUUUUCAAAACAUGAGCUUUGAAGAUUUCUCCAGUGACGAUCCUGCUGAGCCUUCUGCAGAUAUUAAUAAAUUUGAGGUGCUGCGCAAUGACUCAUCUCGGACAGUAGAUAUGGAAAGAAAAGGAUCUUUAAAGAGAAGAAGUAACCCUUUUUCUUGAGAUGAAUUUAUAUUGGAUUUAAUUAGGCAGCUGGUAUUAUCAAAGAAAGUAUGAAAGACAUCAUAUUUAAAAAAAAAAAUAGUUUUAAAGACUUGACUGAUUUAUAGUAACCUUGCACUUUUAUUAAAAAAUAUUGAUGUCUGGACCAUUCUGUGAGCUAUUUUACUGUGAUGAAUAGUGAAUUUGUUACCUGAUGCAUUGAGGAAAAUGGCACAUCCUAUUUGGAAUUCUCUGUUAGAAGCUUGUACAGUAUUUCUAGCUUUAUAAGCUUGUCUAAAUGAAUCUGGGGCAGAAAGAAAGCAAAGAGCAUUGUGAAAUUUUGUUUAUGUGUGCUUUGAUUUUCAAGCUGAUAUAUUUCAAAAGGUAUGAAAAUGAGAAUACAUAUGAGGUUGCAGAGAAUGUGCUAAGAAGGGUGCUGGAAUAAUGAAAAUUAAGGCACGGCGCGCCCUGGGUGUUAUCUCUCUAUCUCUCGCAGCACAUGUACUACCUGUACCCUCAAAAUGUUCUUUAGUAUUUAAGAGACUUUAGGUACCCUGGAAAAAAGCUCUAAUGGACUUUAUGUUAAUAUUCUUUCUGAGAUUCUUGUCACAUGUCAUCUUCACCUUUUUAAGUGUUUAGUGCAAAAUGAGAGCCAUGUUACAAUCAAGGGUUACAAUUUUGUUGCACUAUCGUGAUAAAUGAUUGCUUACAACCUCAACUUUGCACUCAUGGUAUCAAUUUAUUUUUUAUAAGAGACUUAAUUCUAGAUUUCCUUGUACAUUAUUUUGUUACAUACUUAUUUAUUUUUCAUGUUUCUUUUGUUGUUCUUCUUUUUUUUUCUAGUUCUACACAGAAAUUUAUAGUGAAGAUCUGGGUGAUAUUGGUUUUGUUUCGUUUAUCAUGCAAUAUCCCUAGCAUGAGAUUUAAUUUGAUGGCCCUAGGUAAUGAUUGAUUUGACUUCAAGAAGGUAUUACUUAAUCGAAUCCUGACUUGCAUCCUUCUUCAUUAAAUUUCAAGAAUCGGAGAGGACAUAUUUGUUGUAACUACUUGUUCUACAUUUCUGUGAUGUCAUUUUCUCUUGCCAUUCCACCUGUAUGAAGGUCCUUUUUUGUUUCCUUGUACAGAAAGUAUUAUUUCUCUGAAUAAUUUUGGACAAUUAUUCCGACUAUAUAGAUGCACCACCUCUCAAGAUUUGUAAGAUACCCAUUGUCCUCCCAGUGUUGGAUGCGAAACCAGUUAGUGAGUGAUCUGAACUCUGAUGUCAUGCAUGAUUCAGUAGUAUUCCAUUUUGCUUGAAAAAUAAAUAACAGUGCGGGAAGGAAGUGGAUGAGUGUUGCUGAUUAAGUGUUCCCUUCAUAGAGAACUUGAGAAAAAGCUCUCUUGAGUUUUUGUUUUGUUUUCUAUAAUUAUUUUGCUUUUAGUUCUAGAUGGACUUAAUAUCUGAGACUUUGACAUACUUAAACAUAACUCUGUAGGAUGGAAAUCUGUAGAAUGGUUACAGGUUUACUUGUGUUAUCUGCUUCAAAUUUUUUAUGUGAAGUGGUAUGAUAUAUAUAGAUAUAUUUAUAUACAUAUGAGUUGUAGUUAAAAAGGGUCUGUUUGAUAGAUAUUCUCACUGUUAGCGCCUGCAUUCAAAUGGAGUUUAACGCUUUGACUAUUUUUGGUUGUGUAACCAACUUAGUCAUAUGUGUUAAUUUAAAGCUUUGUUCAUUUAGUUCUUCAGAUAGGGAUUAGGUGUUUGCAAUAGUACAACUGCUCAACACCUAGAGGCUUGUACCAAAAAGGCAAAGUUAGUCAUAAACGUCAAUUUAUUAUUUCUUUAUGUUGUAAAUUAUUGUAUGCAUACUGUUGUUUGUUACAAAAGUUCCCCCCCCCUUUUUUGUGAAUAAAUAUAUCUUUGUAAAACCAUGGGA